UUGGGAACGUUAGCAUGACUGCGGUACGCAACGAGAGGGUGUUGCUCAACUUACAGGCACGGGCUCUGAUCAGAAGUGGCAACUCGGCGUACCCAAGAAGUAUGCGCAAACGCGGAAUGACAGGAAGAAUUCCACCUUCGAGGGCGAAAUGAAAGGACGCACGUCCCAGCUUGAAGCUUGCGUCUGUGUUUGCUGCUGAAGGACUCAGAAGAAAGCGCGCCUCCCACUUUGCAGCUUGGCUCCCGAAGUCACCGGGAGAAGUUGUUUGCGUCUCGAACACGCUUCCGCCGUGCAGUCGCGCCUAGAGCCAGGUCAACGGGCACAGAAAUUUCUUGUCUCCGUCGAGCAAGCGAUGUGUGAUGUGAAGCAGGUAGAGAUGCACCUCGAGCAGGUUGUUUCUGGUGCAGCAGUACAAAGCCGCAAUAUUGUUGCUGGUCGAUGCAGGAAGGAAGGCAAUGCCUCAGCAUGGAGAACCGAGUUCAAGACUACGGACAAUACUGAUCCACCGCACUAUGUCCUAGUGCCAUACUCCACUCUUCCCGAGGAUGCUUCGGCUAAGGACAAGGACAAGAUGCAUCAGGAGCUGGUCCGUAUCUACAACACCUGGCCAUGGGAAACCGAUGAGGUGGACAUUCCCCUCAGACGGGAGAUCAUCGCAUCCGCAGCUUCCAACGUCCUCGCGCAGCCACGACAGGUUGACGAUGUCACCCACAGCAACACGGUCACAUACCAAACGAAAGUCCACUACAUCGACCAGGAUACUGGUGCUCACAAGAGACUCAAUGUCUCUGCUACGGCUACUGAUGAGCAGAUGAGCCAAGUCGAUGUUCCUCGUUUGCCUGUCAUCAAUGUUCGCAACACUGGCUCCGGCACGAUCAGCCGGCGCGAUCCUGACAACCCAACAUAUUUGCCAGCGCCAACAUUCGAGAAGAAGAAGCUUGGAAAGAAGCAGAAGUCAUCACGGGCCUCCCAACAGAAAGCCGAAGAUGCUGUCUAUUGGUUAUCUGCUCAGCUUCAAGGCCUGAUCACCACGGAGAGUCGCAUCAAGGAACUGCAGGUCAUGUAUCGGCAGCAGAUUGGUCUGCAGAGAGGGACAGCCACCCAACAGGGUAUGUAUGGCGGCGAGGCUCCAUUGUAUCGGACCUCAGUCUUGAGAGCACGAGCCUGCAGCUACGUCUCUCCCACUACGAAGGUGUACGGAGAUCUGGGUCUUCCAAAAGGCGCACUCCAACUCACUAUCCAUUCCAUGAAUGCAAGCCGCACGACUCCGGUGCUGGAAACUAUUGUCCAGCUCUUUUGCGCUGGUCAGGACAUUCGAUUUGCAUGGAUUGAGGCCGCGAAGACAGCUGACUGUGUCAACAACGACAUCGCCGAUGGUGUGCCUCCCUCGUCGCGAUGUGAUUGCGACGACACUUCUGGCAACGAGAUGCACGUUUGCGAGAGUUGCACGCGGCCUGUCUUUUGCAAGUCACGCAGCUAUGACAGUCUUGGUCGACUGGUCUGCCCAGCCUGUUACAGACGUGACCAAGCCUCGUUCAUGAGCAGUCACUCGUCUUAUCAAUCUCUUGCAUCGUACUUGGCGUACAAAUCUCUCUGGAACAGCUUCAGACGGAAGUGUGCAGUCAGAGGUUUCGAUCCACAGGAGAAAGAGUGCAAGUCCAUCUUCGAGACCGCUUGGACUUCGCUCCAGAUGCAACUGCCAAACCAUGGCAAAGUCAAAGGCCUUCCAGAAGAUCAGCUCACGACCUAUGUGGACCAGUGGACUGGUCUUACGCACGAUAUCGGCGAGGAGCGGACCAACAUUGGACGCAAUCCAUCGCACCGUCGAUUCGUGCCCUUCGGCAUCACGGUUGACGCCAUCGAGAGACAGGGUCGUCCAAAGUAUCAGAGUCUGAAGCAUUCUAAGGACAACUUGAAAAUCACAUCGAUCACCUGCCAAUAUGCGAAGGGACAAUUCCUUCCAGGCGUCAUCCACGAGAUUGGCGAGUUCAAGCGGAAGAGUGACGAAGAGCAGUCCUCUCCACAAGCGCAACAACAAUUGAUCGACAAGAUGACAUCUAUGGCACUGGUUGUGCUCAAGCGGCCUUUCAUCAAUUCGGGCAGAGGUGCUCUUAUGGCGAAGUGGGACAAGAUUCACGCUGAGUCUGUCGCCGGAGCACCUACACCGAAUGAGCCCGGACCUUGGGAAGAUGCUGCCAAGCGAUUUGUGCAUCCGCAUAAGAGUGUCCCGGCAUACGAUCCCGCUGACACUGAAGGCAGCGCAUGGAGCGGCGGUGUCUGGGAGAGCCUUCAGAAGUGCGCUCAGUCUAUGGAGAAGUAUUUCGGCAUCACACUCCAUCAGCUCAGUGAUGGCACUCGUUGGAUGGGUACAAAGGACAGCAAUCCUGAGGGCCUCGACCGCAAUGGAGUGGCGAUCCUGUGUGAUGAGCGCCUGGCUCGUAUGCGCACAGUCUGCAACAAGAAGUGGCAGACGAAGGACACUGCUGUCACGCUGUACCUCGAGAUCAUAUUCCAGUACUGCUGCUCCAACACUCCGAAGGCCGACCUGCAGCACUUGAAGAAGAAGUAUGGUGAUCGACUACACCUGCCGCUGGUGCUGGCUGUUUGUUCGCCACUCCGCUUCAGUGUCGCUCACCGCACUCAUGGGUUCGGCAUGCUGAGUGGCUGGGUCUCAGAGCUACCAACGGACGUACAGGAGCGAAUCGACAACGAUGGUGAGAACAACAUGCUCAUUGAGUCGUGGUAUCUCAACAGUGCAAAGCAAGACAUGACCGAGGAGUACUACCCUGUGCUUGACAACAUCCUUUGCCACGGCAAUAUUACCGACAAGGCCAUCUACAACCCCGGCACUGUGCCAAUGCCAAUCUACGGUAGUGAGCCUUCGACUGGUGAGCUCGACAACAUCGAAGAUACAUAUGCUGGACCCAUGCUGGAUGCAGCUGCGGUGUCUGACGAUGAUGGCACUGCUGCCGAGACCAGCGCGGAGCAAGGUGAAGAGACUGUGGGUGAAGGCCCUGGUGACGAAGAUGUUGAAAUGGGUGAGGGCACUGGUGUCAUUGGUGAGCCUGUAUCUCAACUGCAGCAGGGGGUUGAAAUGGCUCGCAAUACGGUUCUUGGGAACCCUCAACUGGCAGCAUUGUUACAGAACGACCCUGAGCUGGAGGAGCUUUUGGAUAACAUGCAGGCUAUCGCAGACGAUCCAAGUAAUCCUUCUGCACAACAGGACAUGGAUCAGGCGAUGGGAAGACUCUACGACGAGUACAUCACUCCAGCGACAGCGGGGAUGCAGGACGACUGAAUGUUGAGACGAGUCUGAUGGUUCUAGAAGGAUGGCGUGGAGACUCAUGAGGUUGACAGAUCUAUCUUCUCCGCAGGGGAGGGUUUACACAGUGAUCGGUUGGCAAAUCUAUCUUCUCUGCAGGGGAGGGUUCAGGCGG
This is a messenger RNA of Cercospora beticola, 3437 nucleotides long. RefSeq lists its product as uncharacterized. The record is from RefSeq and is a predicted model, not a curated record. Lineage: Eukaryota; Fungi; Ascomycota; Dothideomycetes; Mycosphaerellales; Mycosphaerellaceae.